AUGCAGCCGCCUUUGGCCCGUCACUCCCGCCCAGUUCCCCAAUUUUACCUUCGAUUCCUUGUUCCUAAACUCCACGGCGGGCCAUGGAAAAAGGAGGCAAAGCCCGCUUGGCCUGAUCAAGACCACCAUUUUGGAUCACGGACCUCUUGCCAGAGAACACCCAUCCUAGUCUCAUUGCCACCUGACAACCUGGUCCUUGCCCGAACCUGUCUUUGCCAGCUCGGGUUGAGUCGGAUUGGGUGCAUCUUAAUACGAUGGUGGGCGUCUAAGAAUGGGGACUAA
Molecule: messenger RNA, 282 nt
Organism: Colletotrichum truncatum
Lineage: Eukaryota; Fungi; Ascomycota; Sordariomycetes; Glomerellales; Glomerellaceae
Source: RefSeq, a predicted model, not a curated record